This is a messenger RNA of Arabidopsis lyrata subsp. lyrata, 1165 nucleotides long. Its product is annotated as coiled-coil domain-containing protein 97. The coding region runs from base 42 to 995 and encodes 317 amino acids. The record is from RefSeq and is a predicted model, not a curated record. NCBI's taxonomy places the organism in Eukaryota, Viridiplantae, Streptophyta, Magnoliopsida, Brassicales, Brassicaceae. The transcript has 3 exons.
GAAGAGGGGCGGACGAGAUUAAAAUCCAGAGGAGGAGAACAAUGGAAGAGAAGAAGACGAUGGAAGGAACACCAAUGAAAGCCACGGCGGCGGAAGAAAUAACGGCGAGAUUGUCUUCUCUCGACAACCUCUAUUUUCCACGCGCCGUCCAAUUAACCGCCGCAUCUUCCGACCAACGCAAAUCCAUCCUCCUCGACCUCCUCCGUCGUGAUCCCGCCGUUUUUCUCGAGAGAUAUGGAUCGGAGCUACUAGUAGAUGAAUUGCUUGAGUUUGAUGCUAUGAAACAUGACUACGAGGUUGAUUGGCACUUGAAAAACCUGCGGAAGAAGAUAAGUCCGACUUCGGAAGAGCUUAAAUCUAGGUGUGUUGCUGUGAGGAAUAGAAGAUUGGCUUACUUGAAUAAGCUUGUAUCCGAGGGGCAGUAUUUCUCUGAGGAUGCUAUGAGAGAUAGAGAGCCUUAUCUACAUCAUGAGUAUGUUGGGAAGUUUCAGGAUGUGAUGGGUAGGAAUAUGGCUAGGCCUGGAGAACGUUGGUCUGAGACGUUGAUGAGAAGGGCAGAGGAAGCGGUUUUGGUUACUCGGAUUAGAGAGGAGCAGCAGAGGUUAGGUGUUGCAGAGAGUGAUUGGAUUGGUAAUGAGAAGAUGGAGGAAUCAGAAGAAGAAGAAGAAGAGGAAGAGGAGGAAGAAGAGGAAUCGGAAGAAGAUGAAGAAGCGAAGAAUCCUACAGAAGCUAGCUCAAGCCUUGAACAGGUUACGGAUAUCAAUGGAACAUUGCAUGAUAGAGAACAUAACAACAAGGCAACAACCGUCUUACCGCCGGAGGAGAUGCAAGAUAUGAUGGAGCAGUUCACAUCAAUCAUGCAACAGAAGUUCUUAUCGGGAGAAGAUCAUCAACAUUUGGAUUACACAAAGAUAGACAAUGACGAGACUCUUGAUGAUCAUUGGCUUCGAGAGAUUGGCCUUGACGCUGAAGAUAAGUACUUUGGUGAAGACUAAUGGACACAGUCAAAUAACCAUACCUGGUCUAUGUAAGAUAUGAUCUCUCCUCUCUUAUUUCUUUACCUGCAAUAAUGCUUGGCCUUGACGCUGAAGAUAAGUACUUUGGUGAAGACUAAUGGACACAGUCAAAUAACCAUACCUGGGCUUAAACGAACAAUUUGGUUUGA